This is a messenger RNA of Orussus abietinus, 4264 nucleotides long. RefSeq names its product suppressor of hairless protein (gene Su(H)). Gene Ontology annotation, molecular function: DNA-binding transcription activator activity, RNA polymerase II-specific; RNA polymerase II cis-regulatory region sequence-specific DNA binding. The record is from RefSeq and is a predicted model, not a curated record. The transcript is spliced from 3 exons. The coding region runs from base 931 to 2451 and encodes 506 amino acids. NCBI's taxonomy places the organism in Eukaryota, Metazoa, Arthropoda, Insecta, Hymenoptera, Orussidae. Gene Ontology annotation, cellular component: nucleus. Gene Ontology annotation, biological process: regulation of transcription by RNA polymerase II.
GGCCACCCACUCUUUCCCACAGCAGGUUUUUCCCACGCCCCCCGGGGUAACCCCAACAUCCUUUUGCGGCAGCAAUUCCGCGGCGCGGGCAGGAGGGAGUUCGCUCGGGGAGGGGGCCCCGGUGGAAGGGCCGCGAGGCCAGGAGCGGCUCCGAGGCGCUGGGGUCGGUCGGGCCAUUGUACAACGGUAAAACAAUAGAAACUACGGCCACUUAUGCGGCAGUAAUGACUCCACGGUGUCGCAGGGAACUUAGUUACCCGGCGAGCACCGCAAAGGACGGUCGCGCGCCAAGCUACGGCGCUCUUCUCACCGCCGACGAUCGCCCGAGCCGCGUGCUCGAACUCGUCGAGUCGGUUCGGAUUUUUCAGGUUAUCCUCCACGCCCGUUUCGCGCAGGCGACGCUGACGAGCGACGAGAGAAUUUCUGCCUGGCGACCCGCGGCGCACCCGACUUUGGCCCGUUUGAAUUGCGCGCGCGCCUGCGCCGCGCUUCGAGGUUGGCUAAACUGUUCUGAAAAUUCGGAAAGUGAACAGGUGUUUUUUGAAUGGAUUAACUGCAGGGAUAGCAGCCACGGCGGACGGCCGUGCAAAACGUGAUCCUCGAUCUCGAGAGCGGAUCCGAUCGGUUUGCUGCACCCUGUAAAAUUCUCUGCACCCGCAGGAAGAUGGUUCGGAGAGUGGAGCGUCUUAUUUUGGACACUUGUGUCGGCUGAGGUCCCUCCGAGGACCAGCUGAUCGUUCCAACGAUUGUCAGGACUUGAGAGAAAUACGCCGCUGAUUGGGAUACUUUCAAAAAUGCUACCAACCAGCUUCCAACAUAUUUUCACAAUCUUUUGGGACUUUUUGUAAAAGCAUUAAGAGAAGAAUGAAAACAUAGUUUGGUCGAGCGGACACUUUUAUUUGGCUGGGAAUAACAAAUUCGAAAUUAAAUAUGCCACAUCAGUUCGGAUUGCCCAGUAUGGCACAUGGCAUGCAAUCUCCCCCUUCUCCGACAGCUGUUAUGUCAGCAUAUCCACGAUUCGGCUCUGGAGUAUAUAGACCCGAUCAUCAGGAUCAACGACUAACUCGUGAAGCAAUGGAGCGUUAUUUACGUGAUCGGAGUGAUAUGGUUAUUGUUAUUUUGCACGCUAAAGUCGCUCAAAAGUCAUAUGGUAACGAGAAACGAUUUUUCUGCCCUCCACCCUGUAUCUAUUUAUUCGGAGAUGGCUGGAGAAUGCGACAAGAGCAAAUGCUACGUGAAGGGGAAACAGAGCAGUCGGCUCAGCUCUGUGCCUUUAUAGGUAUAGGUAAUUCAGAUCAGGAUAUGCAACAACUUGAUCUCAAUAAUGGAAAGCAGUACUGUGCUGCGAAAACCCUAUACAUAUCGGACUCGGAUAAACGAAAACAUUUUAUGCUAUCGGUGAAAAUGUUUUAUGGUAGUGGUCACGACAUUGGUGUAUUUCACAGUAAACGUAUUAAAGUGAUAUCGAAGCCUUCCAAAAAGAAGCAAUCACUGAAGAACGCAGAUUUGUGCAUUGCCAGUGGAACAAAAGUAGCUUUAUUUAAUAGGUUGAGGUCUCAAACUGUUAGCACUCGUUAUCUCCACGUGGAAAACGGUAAUUUUCAUGCGAGUUCAACGCAGUGGGGAGCGUUCACUAUUCAUUUACUGGAUGAUAACGAAAGUGAAUCCGAAGAGUUUCAAGUUCGCGAUGGAUAUGUACACUACGGUAGUACCGUGAAGCUGGUUUGUUCCGUAACCGGAAUGGCACUUCCGCGUCUUGUUAUUCGUAAGGUUGACAAGCAAAUGGCUAGCUUGGAGGCGGACGAUCCAGUCUCGCAAUUGCACAAAUGUGCAUUUUACAUGAAAGACACCGAUCACAUGUAUCUUUGUUUAUCCCAAGAACGUAUCAUUCAGUUUCAAGCAACACCGUGCCCUAAGGAAACGAAUAAAGAGAUGAUAAAUGACGGUGCUUGCUGGACGAUAAUCAGCACCGACAAAGCAGAGUACCAAUUUUUUGAAGGUAUGGGACCCGUUCGUUCUCCAGUGACUCCUGUACCCCUUGUGCACAGUUUGCACCUCAAUGGGGGUGGAGACGUAGCGAUGCUUGAAUUGACCGGUGACAAUUUUACCCCGAAUCUUCAAGUAUGGUUCGGUGACGUCGAAGCUGAAACUAUGUACAGAUGUCAAGAAAGUAUGCUUUGCGUUGUACCUGAUAUAUCGUUGUUUAGAGGAGAAUGGUUAUGGGUACGUCAGCCAACACAAGUGCCAGUUUCAUUAGUACGUAAUGACGGUAUUAUUUAUGCCACUGGACUUACGUUUACCUAUACACCUGAACCUGGACCACGUCCACAUUGCCCUCCAGCAGACGAAAUAAUGAGAGCACCACGUGCCAUGCACAAUCAAGCUAGCAUGCCUCCGGCUAUAGCCGAUGUGCCCUGGAGUACACAUCAACCACCACAGUCGGGCCUCUGAUGUUUUGAUAAUAACCACAAUGUAAACCAAAGUCCACACUUCGGUAACGCACGCAAUAAUUCUUUAGUAUCCAGCGAUAGCGAUGCCCAAAGUGGUAACAACUCUUGCCUUGCAAAAGAAAAACCAUUAAGUACUAGAGACAAAACGCAGAAAUUAGAGAAUAUUGAUACGUAGCAAUCGAUUGAUCUCUGCAACAGAGUUGGGCACAUCUGUGUGUGUUAAUAUGUAAAUGUAAGCUCAGAUUGUUAAGAGGAACUCGUGGAGAUAAUCAGCUCAAACUUGCAACCGUAAAUUUUCAAUUCAACCACGUAAUAUGCGUUGCUCCUAUACAGACGUGCAUAAAGUAGAUCGAAAGAUUUAAGAUCGAAUGCACGUAUGUGCGUAUAGUUAAAUGUCUACAUACUAUAUAGCGUAAAUAUUUGUACAGUUAAAGUUAGUGACUGCGUGUAUGCUUGAUGCAUCGUGACUAAUCUAAUGCAAUCCGAGGCUAUAAGUCAGUAGAUUAUAAGAUGCGUUGCUUUCGUUUUUCCGAUGAUUAUGAAAACUUAUGCAGGAGUGGAAUGCAAUUUUUAUGGCAUUUUAUAGGUAAUAUUUAUCUUACACGUACGUAUAAAUAUGUACAUACAUAAAGCCAUAUAUAAGUAUGUAUCCAAACAUUUUGACUAAGCAUAAAGUUCAUUGGAUGCGUGCUCCAAUAUAAUUUUUCAGAAUAUUUAGCUAAACUCAACGUUUCUUCUUAAUUCCAUUUUAAACUUUUGAUUACAAUUUAUUCUGCACCAGUAGGUGCUACAUUUGACUGAACAUAUUCUGUUUAAUGCUUAUAGAAAUAAAUGCAAUAUUUCAAAAGGAAAAUAUAUCAAACAAGACUGUUAAUUUUGAUUUGUUCAACGCAACAAUUGUGUCGACUUUCUCGAAAAUAAAUGAGGAGUAAAUCUUUAAUUUACAGUAACUGUUUUGUCUUGUAUUCAACAAAUACAGUAUAAUUAGUAGUCAAUUAUACAUACAGUAAUCUAGUGAUUAAUGCAAUAUUCCAUGACAUUUUUACAGUCAGGUCUUGAUUAAAAUUUAUAAAUAAUCCGUCUGAACAAACCGUAGUUCAAUUCUAAGUUGCGUAAAGUAUCUGUGUUCUAGAAAUCAUAAUUAAGUAAGUUUCCCUGUGCUCUAAAAUGUACAUUUAAUAUAUCUUUAGUUAAGGGUAUUUAAACCGAUUAUUUUAUUACAUGGAACAAUGAGAUUUUGAAUGACUUAAAAAUCAAGUUUUUGUAAAGAAUAUGGCAUUUUUAUGUAAUCCUUGUAAAUUAUUUUUAAAGUAACGUCAAUUAUGUAUGAGAAAAGUAAACUUCCAAAAAUGAAAGACAAGACAUUUUUAUUUAUACGGAAAUAAAAAUUGUAGACACGGAAGGAAACACUUAGUUCUAUAUUUGCUAGAUAGAAAUAGGAAAGGCUGUUAAGUCGUGAAUAUAACAAUUUUAGUGGCAAUAGAAAGUGUAAAAUGCAUUUUAAACAAAUUCAGUUUCAUUAAAUAUUAGUGACGAGGAUGCUUUUUAUAAUAUCCGGAAACGCUUGGAAGCAAUCUCUUACUGGUAAGAAAUGUAGAUAUAUAUACGCAUAAUUAAGCACUUAUUUAUGGCAUUGAAAAGAGAAGUAUCUGUAAUAUUUUAACUCCUUAAGGCUUGUAACACAGCUCUUGCAAAAAAUAACUGAUAAACGAAAACAAUGUAAGAGACUAAUACAUGUUGUAAAAUAUUUCUUUGUAAUAUGCUUGGACUACAAUACUUAGGGAAUAAACAACUAUCCCAAUUUUGUUACAAAA